Molecule: messenger RNA, 1840 nt
Organism: Bactrocera latifrons
Lineage: Eukaryota; Metazoa; Arthropoda; Insecta; Diptera; Tephritidae
Gene: DPCoAC
Product: mitochondrial coenzyme A transporter SLC25A42
Exons: 8
Coding region: 552-1661 (369 amino acids)
Biological process (GO): transmembrane transport
Source: RefSeq, a predicted model, not a curated record
ACAUAGGAAUUGUUCAGGAGUUUCGUAAUUUUUUUUAUUAAAAGUGAAUUGUACGUCGCUAAUAAUUUUAGUUCAGUGGCGCUAAGUGUUGUGCAUGAAUAUACAAUUUUUCUAUUGUAGUAAAUCGCUAAAAAACGACAAAUUAAGCAUAACUAAGCAAAUUUACAAAUAUCAUCUGCUAAGACGUGAAGUGAAAAAUCUAGAAGGCGAUAAGAAUUAUUCAAACUUAUUUAGAAAUAUACACCUUAAUUCAACACAGUGCGUAGUUUUCGUUAAAAUAAUAAGUGUUAUAGAUAACAAGAGUUAAAUCAAUUUCAAAUAAAAAAUUUCAUAUGUUUUAAACUUACUUAUAGUAGGCUAAAGUGGAAGUAAGUAACAAAUCGAUGUGUGUAGUGUUAAACGCAGUUGGAUCUGAGAAUUUUGGCAGCAGCCACGGAAUACUAGGAGCCAGCGUGCUCUGCUCAAACCCCCACCACGCACAGAAACCAUCGCCCAAGUUCCUCUAAAAUCUAACAAAAGACUGCAACACAUUUGGAUGAAGAGUGUUUGCAAUGAGCCGUCUUCUCGAGAAGCCCAACAUAGCGAUGUCCAUUAAGUCGUCAUCAGGUAGUCAAUUGUCCUCAAGUGCUGCAGCCGCCGGUAAUGCUACCGCAUUAAGUGUUAGCGCCAGUGAAGUAGCAGUGCAAAGUCCAACGGAAACGAUCACAAGUCCCAGCGCAGUCAUCAGUUCGAGUACAAGUAAUAAUGGAUCUCACACAAUUUUCGAUGAAGUCUUCAUAAGUUUGGUGUCCGGUUCAGCGGCUGGAGCUUUAGCGAAAACCACUAUUGCCCCUCUAGAUCGCACAAAAAUCAAUUUUCAAAUAAGUAAAAAUGUUCCCUACUCAUUUAAAGCGGCGAUCGCUUUUCUUAGGAAUACCUACGAAAAAGAGGGUAUUUUGGCGUUAUGGCGCGGCAAUUCGGCGACCAUGGCGCGUAUUGUGCCUUAUGCAGCCAUACAAUUCACAGCGCACGAGCAGUGGCGAAAGAUUCUGCAAGUCGAUAAAGAUGGUAGCGACACGAAAGGCAGACGUUUCAUAGCCGGUUCAUUGGCUGGCAUAACCUCACAGUCUCUGACUUAUCCGUUGGAUUUGGCACGCGCCCGAAUGGCCGUAACGGACAAGUACACCGGUUACAGAACGCUGCGUCAAGUUUUUGUUAAAAUUUGGGUCGAAGAAGGACCGCGCACACUCUAUCGUGGCUAUUUCGCGACCGUUUUGGGCGUGAUACCUUACGCCGGUGUUUCCUUCUUUACCUAUGGCACACUCAAACGUGAAUAUUAUGAGGUGACAGGAAAUUCGAAACCGAAUACUCUAGUCUCGCUUGCAUUUGGCGCUGUAGCCGGUGCGGCAGGUCAAACAUCCAGCUACCCACUGGACAUAGUGCGUCGGCGUAUGCAAACAAUGCGCAUCAAUAAAGGUGCCAACAAUCAAUAUCGCACUAUAUACUCGACCUUGAAGAAAAUUUAUAAGGAGGAAGGUAUUAAAAAUGGCUUCUACAAAGGGUUGAGCAUGAACUGGAUCAAGGGACCGAUCGCGGUUGGCAUCAGCUUUUCUGCCUACGAUUUGAUUAAGGAGUUGCUUAGGGAAUUAUUCCACUUGAAACGUGGCCGAUACGAUGCGUAAAUGAUGAAAUUGUUAUUGUUUAUAUUUUAAUGAUAUUUAUAUGUAUUGUUAUGUUAAAUUUUCUUACUUUUUACUUGGAAGAAAUACUAAACGGUAUACUAAGGGACGAAAAUUAUUGAAAGUGAAUAUAAAAAAAUAUAAAUCAAGCAUUACUGCUAUAUAUAUAUAUUACCGAUAAA